This is a messenger RNA of Anguilla rostrata (American eel), 4159 nucleotides long. It is a transcript of the gene npy7r, whose product is annotated as neuropeptide Y receptor Y7. Gene Ontology annotation, biological process: G protein-coupled receptor signaling pathway. The record is from RefSeq and is a predicted model, not a curated record. Gene Ontology annotation, molecular function: neuropeptide binding; neuropeptide Y receptor activity. Gene Ontology annotation, cellular component: neuron projection; plasma membrane. The transcript is spliced from 2 exons. NCBI's taxonomy places the organism in Eukaryota, Metazoa, Chordata, Actinopteri, Anguilliformes, Anguillidae. Bases 427 to 1557 code for a protein of 376 amino acids.
UCCCCAUACUAUCUUGUCUAGGUAUUUCUGACAUCGACUAGUGUUGAUUUUGAAGUUCGGUUUUGUAGGCUACAUGAGAAGCAGAUAUAAAAUUUUUAAACCACAAGGUUCUUUUCCAGAAUGAAGCGCGUGAAUUCGCAGUGCGUUUCUCCCUUCCUCUUCAUUCCAUGCGUUAGCCGUGGGGGGCGGGGAGGGGGCUCCCUCCUUUUUUUUACCCGAACAGUCUUUACAGUCAUUCUCUUUUCCUGUCGUUAGAAAGUGCCGUGGUAGCUUUUGAUUCGCUUCAAGGUGUGAGACGGAGGAGCUGAGAGGAUUCUGACUUUGGCACGCUUUACCUGGUCGUGCAAAGAGGUUUCAUCCGUGGGGGAUAGCCUACUAACACCCAAGGCAGGGGCUUGGCCUGUCCUUGCACCCCUUUCUGUGACUAUGGGCCCUUCAGAUGCCUCCAAUUGCUCAGAGGAAGCCACGCCCAUCAGGAGGGAGACAUCCAGCUGGCCCCAGGGAAAUCUUGGCGAUGACGUCACGGACAUGCACAAGCCCAGCUUUGCCAGCGACUUCACCAAGCAGCUGGGGGUGCAGGUGGCGCUGAUCAUAGCCUACUCUUUGAUCAUCCUCCUGGGGCUGGUGGGCAACUCGCUGGUCAUCCACAUGAUCGUGUGCUACCGCAACAUGCGCACCGUCACCAACUUCUUCAUCGCCAACCUGGCGCUGGCCGACCUGAUGGUGGACAGCCUGUGCCUGCCCUUCACGCUGGUGUACACCCUGCUGGACGAGUGGAAGUUCGGGGCGGUGCUGUGCCACCUGGUGCCCUACGCCCAGGCCCUGAGCGUGCACGUGUCCAUCCUCACGCUGACCGUCAUCGCCCUGGAGCGCCACCGCUGCAUCGUCUUCCACAUGGGCCAGCGGCUCUCGCGGAAGGCCAGCUUCAUCAUCAUCGCCGUCACCUGGGCCGCCGCCGCCGUCCUGGCGGGCCCGCUGGCCAUCUUCCGGGAGUACCGCCACGUGGAGAUCCCCGCCAUCAACCUGCGCAUCGCCGUCUGCUCCGAGAAGUGGCCGCACGCCACCAACCGCGACGGCAUCAUCUACAGCCUGUCCAUGCUGCUGCUCCAGUACGUGCUCCCGCUGGGCGUCAUCAGCUACGCCUACGCCCGCAUCUGGGUCAAGCUCAAGAACCACGUCAGCCCGUGCAGCCGCAGCGACAGCCUCCACCGCCGCCGGAAGACCACCAAGAUGCUGGCGCUGGUGGUGGUGGUGUUCGCCGUCUGCUGGCUGCCCUUCCACGCCUUCCAGCUAGCCAGCGACCUGGACCUGGUGCUGAAGCUGAAGGAGUACAAGCUGCUGUACACGCUCUUCCACAUCGUGGCCAUGUGCUCCACCUUCGCCAACCCGCUGCUCUACGGCUGGAUGAACAAGAACUACAGGAACGGCUUCAUCAUGUUCUUCCGCUGCGAGCACAAGCCCGACACCAUCCACCCCGAGGGGUCCUUCCGGACCCGCUCGCUCCGCACCCUCCACCUCAACGGCCACGCCGCCGGCCACCCCCGGACCGCGGUCUGAACCAGCUUCCGUUGCACGUGUCAAAGUUUAUUCAUUAUUUCAUUUUCACUCAACCACAAAGUCACCGGAAAGUUCCUUUCCGAUUUACAGGAAGGAUUUCAGUUAUAAGGAAAUGAGGAGAAAGGGGAGCAGGUGGGAUUUACACCGCAGAUCGAUUGUGUGAAGGGUGAAGUGGCCGGAUUGAGAAUCUGACAUGGACAGCUGAGUGAACACGCCUACUCUUUAGAUAUGAGAUGCAGGCUCUCUGGUGACCGCAGUGUACCAGGACCUUGAUUUAAAGCCUCGCCUGAAAGAUGAGCAUCUCCAGCAGCUGCCUGUCUCCAUCACUGUGUUGAGGAAGGGUUUUUCCACUUUGUGCAGAGGAAUUACUGCCCCCUACUGGCCCACUAGCAUCAUGUCCAGCAGCAACCUGGCUUCUCCUGGAACUCAUACACAGCACUUGAUUUCACUGUAAUUCUGGCACAUUUAUGUUUUAUGAAGAUAUGAGACAUAAUGUUUUGUAUCAGUGACUGUCCUGCAGGACCUGUGGUGACUGUCCUUACUGCAUACUGGAACACCAUAUGCUCAUGAGAAGAGCUCAUCCAAGAGUACAGGGGACGAACAUCUGGAAUUAUUAUGCAGUAUUAAGACUGAAUUAUUCCACUGUAUUAUGACUGGUACUCUUCCAUUACAUUAUGACUGAAUUAUCCUAUUGUAUUAUGACUGGAAUUAUUCUACUGUAUCUCCCUAGAGCGAAAGAGGAAUUCUCCUCUUAAAGCUCCAAGCAUCUCAAUGUCAUAACUUAUUUUGCUUGCGGGUCUUUGUGUAAUAACCCUGUGCUGAAUUAUCUGUGUUUGGCAGCCAUUUGUUUUGGGCUGUGACUUCCCUUCGUGUCUGCUUUAAAAAGCACAGUGUGUCAAAGUUAAGCCCUGACUUCAGCUUUUUGCCUUACUAUGUUGUUCACAGUUUUAAAUAACAGUGCAGUGUUAACAUUUGAGUGUUUUUUUUCAGUUCUGUUGGCUGGUGAGCCUGUUUGUUAAAGUUCACAGGAAGUGAAGUUUGCUGGAUGGAAGAAUGUCCGCCUACACUGCCUUAUCUCUGUCAGUCUGGAUGCUGGAAGCAGUUUAAAUUAAUGAGUUGGAGGCUGACCUUUUGGCUUAAGUCACAUUUGAGAGGUCUGACAACAGCUCCGAAUGUUAAACAGCUAUUUGAGCAUGCUGUCAUAGUCUGCCAACCUUGCUCAGUACAGAGCAUGUUUUUUUCAUUGCCAGUCGGUUCAUUGUUUUCAUUCAGGAAAAGCUGAGGAUGAGAACACUGAAAUCAGACAGAAACAAUCAUCACUAAAGUGCAUGUGGCUUUGGUGAAUAACAAAUCCAUAUACCCGUAGAUAGACACCAACCAAACCCGUUUGCACAAUGUCACAAUUAAAAACACAUUCAGGACACACACAAUACUUUUCUUUGUGCUUGUGAGAUUUUUGACUGUCAGAAAAACCAAUAUUAGAUGAACAACUAGUUCAGAACACAUUCUCAGCACACUGAUUUCCACAGUGAAGCUUAAACAAUCGUAUUUUCAAAAAGGCAUCCAAAUAUUCUUUGAUUUUCCUUAUAUAUUUAUUGUAAAAUUGUAAAAUCCAUGAAUGUUUUAAUAACUAGCACUUCCAUAUUUGUAGUUAUAUCUCUCUUCCUCUCACUUUCCCUCUCUCUCUCUCUCUCUCUCUCUCUCUGUCUCACACUCUCUCUGUUUCUCUGUGCAUGAGUGUGUGUAUGUGUGUUGUUAACUAUAUUCUAUAAAACAUGCAUAGAUGUAAGUCAAUCUAAGCUGCUUACAAGGCACAUAUAUUGCCAUCUGUUCAAAAUGAUGCUUUGUAGAUUUUUUUAUUUCUUCCUCUAACGUAUACGGAAAUAUAAAUCACUUUCAAGGUGGAAAAUCUGUCUAACAUGCUACAUGCUACAUGCUUGACAUUAUAACAGUGUUUAGCUGAUUAAACCAAAACAAUUUUCACCACAUGGUACACUAAAAUGAUGUUAUGUUCUCUCAGAUAAUUUUUUUUUUAGUCAACCAGAAUAUUUAUUUAUAAUGCAAUUGGAUUUUCCACUUCAGCUUCAAUAGCUUGCUUAAUGUUAUUAUAAUAAGUGGUUACUUUACCUGUGCUGCCACUUCAAGUUCAGCUACUUCACAGUCAUUGCAUCUGUGAAGAUGACCAGCCUUUGACUCUGGAAUAUUAUGUAAGAAUUCAGAGGUACAAAAUUACAAUCCACCCACAUCCAGUUGAGCAGGGUAGAGUGGAAAAUGGGAUAAUUGUCUCCAAAAUGAUCACACUGUUACUCACAGUGUCAAUAUGCUUCUCAAAAUAUGGAUCUAUCUCACUCUGGAGCAAAUGAUGUGAGCCUCAGGCAGGUUACUGGGGCUGUGUGGCUUUUAAGGGUAUUAAUAUGGUUAUUCUAUGGUAUUCUUUUUUGUGUGUGUUAUUUUCAAGUUUAUUGAAUGUGAUGUUCAAAUAAUUGAUUAAUAUCUGAAAUGUAUAGAUACAUGUUUUUGAAAAUUUGUUUUACUAUAAUCUGUUUUAUGUACUGUGGUGUGUGUGUGUGUGUGUGUGUGUGUGUGUGAGUGAGAGUGUGUG